AUGCUGAAGAGAUUCUCCUACGUGCUGGGCAAUACUGUGCGAGAGACCGCCUAUGCGCUCGACCGCGUUGGUUGCCGCCUCCAGGGCAACUACGCCUUCACGGAGGAGCGUACGUUCUUACCGCCCCGGAUCGACAUCGGCACCCCCCCCCAUUUCGGAACUUACGCUUACGUCCCAUUAUGGCUGUGGAUUAUGGAUUGGGCUGGGCUGGGCGUCGACGACGAUGAGACAGUGAGCAGGCACAGGAGGGUCAUGGGCCUGUACGAUAAGCAGCCUGCCAUUUCACAGGACGUUUUCAUCGCCCCCAAUGCCAGUGUCAUCGGUUCCGUCUCGUUGGGCGAGGGCGCCAACGUUUGGUAUGGCAGCGUUCUUCGCGGCGAUGUUAAUGACAUCUCCGUGGGCAAGAAGAGCUCCAUCGGCAACCGGUCGGUUGUUCACGCCUCGGGGGGUCUCACAACCCUGGCCCCCACCAAGAUUGGCGACAACGUCGUCGUUGGUGACGGCGUCGUGCUCCACGGCUGCACGCUGGAGGACGAGUGCCGGGUCGACGACGGGGCCGUGCUGAACGACAACGUGGUCGUGGAGAAGCACGCCAUCGUGGGCCCCGGUGCCGUCGUCACCUCGGGCAAGAGGGUGCCUUCCGGCCAGGUGUGGGCGGGCAACCCGGCCAAGUACGUGCGGGACGUCUCCGAGGAGGAGAAGGAGUUCGCCGGCUGGGCUGAGAAGCGGUACACGCAGGCCAAGGCCCACCUGGCCCAGACCAUCAAGCUCGCCGAGGAGAAGGAGGUCGACCUGCUCACCGAGGACAUCCUGCGCGAGAUGCGCCCCGGCACUCGCUUUGCCGACUAA
Acanthamoeba castellanii str. Neff is the source of this 849-nucleotide messenger RNA. RefSeq names its product GAMMA CA3 (GAMMA CARBONIC ANHYDRASE 3), putative. The coding region runs from base 1 to 849 and encodes 282 amino acids. The transcript has 4 exons. The record is from RefSeq and is a predicted model, not a curated record. NCBI's taxonomy places the organism in Eukaryota, Discosea, Longamoebia, Acanthamoebidae.